This is a messenger RNA of Brassica rapa (field mustard), 1073 nucleotides long. RefSeq lists its product as uncharacterized. NCBI's taxonomy places the organism in Eukaryota, Viridiplantae, Streptophyta, Magnoliopsida, Brassicales, Brassicaceae. The record is from RefSeq and is a predicted model, not a curated record.
UCUGGUAGUUGGAUUUGGAAGUCGCUAUGUAAACUCAGGCAAUUAGCUCGACCGUUUGUGGUCUGUGAGGUGGGUUCAGGUAGAACCGCAAGCUUCUGGCAUGAUAAUUGGACCUCCUUAGGCUCCCUAAUAAACAUGACGGGUGAGAGGGGGCCGAGGUUGAGUGGUCUGCCAGUGGACGCGGUGGUAAGAGACGCAUGGGUUGAUAACAACUGGUGGGUCAGCUCUUCAAGAUCAAGGAAUCCGGUUAUAAGCUUUCUAAAGAAUUGUUUACCUGAUCCCCGAGCAAUGGUGUUGUCUGAGGAGAAGGACAACUUUUUAUGGCAAAUUGGAGAUAGGACUCCUGUUCCAGAUUUCUCUACUGCUCUUAUGUGGACUCACCUCUAUGAUCGGCUUCCGGAAGUGACUUGGCACAAGUCUAUAUGGUUCAAAGGAAGGAUACCGAAGCAUGCGUUUCUUUCUUGGUUAAUAGCUCUAAACAGAUUAUCGACAAAAGACAGGAUGAGCCAAUGGGGAGUGCCAGUCUCCUCCACUUGUUUGUUGUGCGGUUCUGCUGAUGAAACACGCCAACAUCUAUUCUUGGAAUGCGAUUACAGCAAGGAGGUCCAUACCUUCUUCUUUUCUCCGGCCCAUCUCUCCCCUCCUCCACUGAUCAUGGAUGUUCUAGGCUGGAUCAAAGCUCCCACUCGGGAUAGUAACAUCAACCUGAUCCUAAAGCUCACCUUUCAAGCUUCUCUCUAUAUGCUUUGGAAAGAAAGAAACUCAAGAAUGCAUAAUCAGUCUUCUCGACCGGCAGCUUCUAUCAUACAAGAGAUCCAACGACUGUUACGAGCAAAGAUGGACAUUCUCUCCAGGGAACAGAGGAAUCUGCCUACCACGGUCACUUUUUUAUCUACUUGGCGUCGCCUUUAUAUUAGCUCGUAGGUAGAGUUUUUUUUUUUGAGUUUUGAGUUGAGUCUUGUAAGUAGAUCAGAUGGUCUGCGGUUUUGGAGCUGUACAAAAAAUAAUAUGAAUAAAGUAUGUUUAAAAAAAAAAAAAAAAAAAAAAACAGUGAAAAAAAAAAAAAAAAAAUA